AAAAAUUUAAUACAAGUUAUGGAUGUGUUUGAAAAGAUAGGUUAAGGUUAGAAGUGUCAGAACCAGUGUUUACUUUGUGAAAUUAUUCAUUGCAAAAAUGCCGUGUUGGUAUUAUGAAAAGAAGGAAAUUCGAAAUUCUCCUUCAGCCGCGGACGGUAUCGAUUUCGAAACGGAAAGUCGAUACCGUCGUGAAGGCGCUCGUUUCAUAAUUGAUACCGGUACAAAGAUGGAUCUAGGUUACAAUACGAUGGCAACUGGUGUUGUUUAUUUUCAUCGAUUUUAUAUGUUUCACUCGUUUCGAACAUUUCCGCGUUACGUUACAGCCUGUUGUUGUUUAUUCUUAGCUGGCAAAGUUGAAGAAACUCCUAAAAAGUGUAAAGAUAUUAUAAAAACAGCCAGAAGUUUAUUAACCGACGCAAAAUUUGCAACAUUUGGUGAAGAUCCCAAAGAAGAAGUGAUGACUUUAGAACGUAUUUUAUUACAAACUAUUAAAUUUGAUUUACAAGUUGAACAUCCUUACAGUUAUUUAUUGAGAUACGCAAAGUGCUUAAAAGGGGACAAACAAAAACUACAGAAAAUGGUACAAAUGGCGUGGACUUUUGUAAAUGAUAGUCUGUGUACAACGUUAGCGUUACAAUGGGAACCUGAGGUGAUUGCAGUAGCAUUAAUGUAUUUAGCUGGUAAACUUUCUAAAUUUGAAGUUGUUGAUUGGGUCGGUAGAACUUCAAGGCAUUUACGAUGGUGGGACAUGUUUGUCGAAGAUAUUACAAUGGAUUUGUUGGAAGAUAUUUGUCAUCAAGUUUUAGAUUUAUAUUCAACGACAAGUACAAAUCCGGCACCUGACAGUCCUCCUUUACCUCCAAGAGCACCAACUCCGCCUGCAAAUAAUUCACCGUUAAAACCUGUUGGACCAACGAAAACAAGUAAAAAUGGUCAUGAAAUUACACCAGAUAAAAUACCAAUGGUAGUAGAACCGCCAUCUGCAAUUCCUACAGUGCCUCCAAUGAUCACACCGCCAGCUAAGCCAAUAAAAGUGUUAGCACCUGAAAUGCCACGAUUUCAAUAUACAUAUACGGCUCCACCACCGAUGGCUUCAUAUCCUCCAACAUUUACCACGCCAAUACAAACAGUAGUUCCUCCUCAUUUACCGCCAAAUGCACAUUUAGCUGGACCACCACCAGUACAACCGCACAUGAAUCAAGCGCCCCCACCACCUCAUAUGAGUCAACCGCCACCAACAUCAGCGCCACCAGGUGUUUACGCGUCAUUUGUUGGUGCACCAGGACAUUAUCCAGCAGUUGUUGGAGCGUCAUAUUUUACACCUGCGCCUGUUCGACCAUAUUAUCCGCCACCAACAUGACAAGAACCCACCCGGCCUAUACAGAAUGCCGGCACAAUUCAAAGUCCUGAUACGUUACAAGAUGUGUAAUGAUUAAAAAUUUGUAUAAAUUUCUUUUUUAAGAAGGC
Molecule: messenger RNA, 1467 nt
Organism: Chrysoperla carnea
Lineage: Eukaryota; Metazoa; Arthropoda; Insecta; Neuroptera; Chrysopidae
Product: cyclin-K
Exons: 3
Coding region: 98-1360 (420 amino acids)
Biological process (GO): positive regulation of DNA-templated transcription, elongation; regulation of transcription by RNA polymerase II
Cellular component (GO): nucleus; cyclin/CDK positive transcription elongation factor complex
Molecular function (GO): cyclin-dependent protein serine/threonine kinase activator activity
Source: RefSeq, a predicted model, not a curated record